Messenger RNA from Chenopodium quinoa (quinoa), 1677 nucleotides. RefSeq names its product endo-1,3(4)-beta-glucanase 1-like. Gene Ontology annotation, molecular function: endo-1,3(4)-beta-glucanase activity. The record is from RefSeq and is a predicted model, not a curated record. The transcript has a single exon. The coding region runs from base 1 to 1677 and encodes 558 amino acids. NCBI's taxonomy places the organism in Eukaryota, Viridiplantae, Streptophyta, Magnoliopsida, Caryophyllales, Amaranthaceae.
AUGGCACCAAAACUCGAAACCCCUUCAUCUUCAACCUCUCAAUUCUGCUUCCCUCUUGCAUUUUCCAACAUUACCCCUAACCCAUCUAACUUCUUCUCCCCAAAACUCCUCUCCUCUGCUCUUCCCACCACUUCCUUCUUCACCAAUUUCACCCUAGAAAAUGGCGAUCAACCCAUCUUCGUCCACCCUUAUCUCGUCAAACUUUCUCUCUCCUCACUUUCUCUCUCAUACCCAUCUCUCACCUCGUCGUCUUCUUCCAUUUCCCAGGAUUUCUCCCCUGAUUUCACCAUUUCCACUUCACAAUCAUCUCCUCAUUUGGUGUCCGCGUUCAGCGAUUUGACUGUUACUGUUGAUUUCUUAGCCUCUGAUUUUAGGUUUUUGCUUGCAAGAGGAAGCCCUUAUGUCACUCUAGAAGUUUCUAGACCUUUGCCUCUCUUAUUUGCGACGAAUUCUGCAAUUCAAACUAUCUCCUCUUCUUCUUCUCAAACGAAACACAGAAUUGAACUUGAAAACAAUCAAACUUGGGUUGUUUACUCGUCUUCUGAGUUAAAUCUGGAAAAACAAGAUGAUACCCAUUUCAAAAGUUCAAAAUCAUUUUCUGGGGUAGUUAGAAUUGCUGUUAUUCCUCAAGAAAAAACAAACAAAUUUGAGGAAAUUCUUGAUUUUCACAACACUUGUUAUCCAACAAAUGGGGAAGCAGUCUUUUCAACCCCAUUUAGUUUGGAUUACAAAUGGGAGAAAAAGGGGUGGGGUGAAUUGUUGAUGUUAGCACAUCUUGUACAUGUUAAGCUGCUUUUAGUUUAUAAUUCUGGGGUUAAAGUUCUUGAUGAUUUUAGGUAUAAAAGCAUAGAUGGUGAUUUAGUUGGAAUUGUUGGCAAUCGAUGGAAUUUGAGGGUUGAUAAUAUUCCAAUUUCUUGGCAUUCAAUUAGAGGAAUUCCUGAAGAAAGUUACCCAGAAAUUGUUACUGCACUAUGGAAAGAUGUUGGGGCUUUAGGUUCGAACCCGAUUUCGACAACAAAUGUUUAUUACUAUUCAAUGCAGGUUUCUAGGGCUGCUAGAUUGGCUUUGAUUGCUGAAGAAGUGAAUUGUUUGGAAGUGAUUCCAGGGAUAAGGAAGUUUUUGAGAGAUUCAAUUGAACCUUGGUUAGUGGGUUCUUUUGAAAAAAAUGCGUUUUUGUAUGAUGAGAAAUGGGGUGGAGUUGUAUCAAAACAUGGUUCUGUUGAUCCGGAGGCAGAUGAUGGGUUUGGAUUUUACAAUAAUCAUGUUUAUGCAUUGGGUUAUUUUGUGUUUUCUAUUGCGGUUCUUUCGAAAAUUGAUGUUCAAUGGGGGAUGAAAUUUAAGAGGAAAGUGUAUGCACUAGUAGCCUCUUAUAUGAGCUUGGGAAAAGGGGAGAAAUCUAAGUACACUAAGCUUAGGUCAUUUGAUGUGUAUAAACUGCAUUCAUGGACGAGGAAUUUGAAUGAUGAUCAUGAACGGAAUUCCGAAAAUCCAAGUGCUUCUAUCAAUGCUUACUACUCAGCUGCACUGUUGGGUAAGGUGUUUGGUGAUGAUCAUCUUGUGGCUAUUGGCUCGACACUUGCUUCGUUUGAGAUCGAAGCAGCUAAGACAUGGUGGCAUGUUAAGGAAGGACAGGUUAUGAGGGGGAAUUCGUUGAGGAGAAUAAAAUGGUUGGUAUAG